Molecule: messenger RNA, 2291 nt
Organism: Colius striatus (speckled mousebird)
Lineage: Eukaryota; Metazoa; Chordata; Aves; Coliiformes; Coliidae
Gene: FAF2
Product: Fas associated factor family member 2
Exons: 11
Coding region: 401-1654 (417 amino acids)
Cellular component (GO): endoplasmic reticulum
Molecular function (GO): ubiquitin binding
Source: RefSeq, a predicted model, not a curated record
AACGGGCUGGGCUUGGGCUAGGCCCGCCUCGCCAGCGCCAGGAUCCCGCCGGCUAGCGCUGGGCCGGGGGUUUACGGGGCUCGCUGGGAGCCGGGGCAGGCUCCGCUGGGAGGAGGCCCGGCGGUGUAGGGGUGUCGGGCCGGGCCUGGCUGGGAGGUGAGAGCAGAGAGCCCCGUGGUCCCGGCCCUGGCGCGGGUAAGGGUGAAGCUCCUGUGUGGGGUUUGGGCUGCUCCGGGCCGGGGCCUCCCCGAGGGCCCGGCCGGCGCCGUGACUACCCCGAGUGCUUCGUUGGGAAUGGUGUUCGGUCACCGCUAAUUGGGGAAGCAGGAAGUGAGUGAUGAAUAAACCGCAUUAGCUCCGUGAGUGGGGAAGCUCCUUGGACUUGACUGGCAUAGAGUCCAUGGACCAAUGUCGUCACACACUGGAGCAGCACAACUGGAACAUAGAGGCAGCUGUACAGGACCGACUGAAUGAGCAAGAGGGUGUCCCAAGUGUCUUCAAUCCCCCUCCGUCACGGCCCUUGCAGGUCAAUACAGCUGACCACAGGAUCUACAGCUACGUUGUCUCAAGGCCACAGCCAAGGGGCCUAUUAGGAUGGGGUUACUACUUCAUAAUGCUUCCAUUCCGAUUUACCUAUUACACAUUACUUGAUAUAUUUAGGUUUGCUCUGCGUUUCAUCCGCUCUGAUCCCCGUAGUCGGGUCACUGACCCGGUGGGUGACAUCAUUUCAUUUAUUCAUAUGUUUGAGGAAAAGUAUGGGAGGAUACACCCUGUCUUCUACCAGGGAACUUACAGCCAGGCACUGAACGAUGCCAAGCGGGAGCUGCGCUUCCUGUUGGUUUAUCUUCACGGGGACGACCACCAGGACACAGAUGAAUUCUGCCGCAAUACACUGUGUGUACCUGAGGUGGUCACCCUCAUAAACACCAGAAUGCUCUUCUGGGCUUGCUCAACCAAUAAACCAGAGGGAUACAGAGUGUCCCAGGCUCUGCGGGAGAACACGUACCCGUUCCUGGCCGUGAUCAUGCUCAAGGACCGCAGGAUGACAGUCGUUGGACGCCUGGAGGGCCUCAUCCAGGCUGAUGACCUCAUUAACCAGCUGAUGUUCAUCAUGGACGCCAACCAGACGUACCUGGUGUCUGAACGCCUGGAGAGGGAAGAGAGGAACCAAACCCAGGUCCUGAGGCAGCAGCAGGAUGAGGCGUACCUGGCGUCCCUGCGGGCAGACCAGGAGAAAGAGCGCAAGAAGAAGGAGGAACGGGAGAGGAAGAAGAAGAAGGAGGAGGAAGUGCAACAGCAAAAACUAGCAGAGGAGAGGCGGCGGCAGACGCUGCAGGAGGAGAAGGAGCGCAAGUCCGAGUGCCUGCCCCCGGAGCCACAUCCCGACGACCCCGAGAGCGUCAAGAUCAUCUUCAAGCUGCCCAAUGAUUCCCGGGUGGAGCGGCGAUUCCACUUCACACAGUCCUUGACGGUGAUCCACGACUUCUUGUUUUCCUUGAAAGAAAGCCCGGAGAAGUUCCAGAUCGAGGCCAACUUCCCGCGGCGGGUGCUGCCCUGCCUCCCCACAGAGGAGUGGCCCAACCCGCCCACGCUGCAGGAGGCCGGACUCAGCCACACGGAAGUCCUGUUUGUGCAGGACCUGACGGACGAUUGACACUUGUUUGGUUUGGUGGUUUCGGUGGGUUUCCCGUUGGUUUGGUUUUUGUUGUUUUUUUUCCAGAAGACACAACAAUGGAAAGAGAAAUUCAUAUUAUUAUUAUUAUAAUACGAUAUUUUUUUUAAACGAACUGCGUGCAGAUGAGGGAUCAGAGACACCGCGCCCGUGGCAGCGGCCACAGCGAGCCAGUGCCCCUCCUGGCACAGCCCUGUGCACAGCCGGCGCCGGGAGGGCAGGCAGCGAGGGGAGCCGCUGCUGCCCCUCCGCCCCCUCCCCCGGGGAGGAACAGGAACGGCAGCUCUCGGCAACUCUUGCUUUUAUUGACAACGAUAAUAGUAAAACCCCGACAACCCUGGUGAAGAUUUGAUACUCUGCUGCUGCUGCUGCCAGCCACGAGCCUGGGCACCGAAUGUGCUGGGAGUGGGGGGGUGGGAAGGGCUGGAUACGAUCUCUUCCGCUUCCCUCUGUGUAUAAAUAUCUUUCUUUUACUAUUUCUCUUGCUUUGUAAUGACCAAAGGAGAAGGGGGUUGACUAUAGUAUUAACUUUUGAUAAAGAGCUGGUUCGAUUCUUACCCACGUGGGGUCUUGCCCAGAGUUCUUAGCCUGCGUAGUGUAAUAAACUCUGCCUCUAGCA